Messenger RNA from Coregonus clupeaformis (lake whitefish), 1357 nucleotides. Its product is annotated as P2Y purinoceptor 12-like. Lineage: Eukaryota; Metazoa; Chordata; Actinopteri; Salmoniformes; Salmonidae. Bases 118 to 1173 code for a protein of 351 amino acids. Gene Ontology annotation, cellular component: membrane. The record is from RefSeq and is a predicted model, not a curated record. Gene Ontology annotation, biological process: G protein-coupled receptor signaling pathway; blood coagulation. The transcript has 3 exons. Gene Ontology annotation, molecular function: G protein-coupled purinergic nucleotide receptor activity.
CAAACCCCUGCCUUCCAAGCAGACUAUCCAACCUGCUGAGAGAGAAGAAGCCAAGGAGCUUCUGUCGAGACCAGUCAGUCUCAAUCUUCCCCUGGCCUACUCAGCACAGCCCUAGAUAUGGACAACACAACAGGAUUCGCAGUGACCCCUGUCAAUCACAACCACACCAACAGCAGCUGUUCCCGUGACAAUGUGCUGAAGACUGUGGUUUUUCCAGUUCUCUACUCCCUCCUCUUCCUGUUGGGCCUGUCCCUCAACGGCCUGGCAGUGUGGGUGUUCUUCAGCAUCCCCAGCCGCUCCCACUUCAUCAUCUACCUCAAGAACAUUGUGGUGGCCGACGUCCUCAUGACCCUCACCUUCCCCUUCAAGGUGCUGUCUGACUCCAACAUGGCGUCCGUGGGUCUGCGUGUCUUCGUUUGUCGCGUCUCCUCGGUGCUCUUCUAUCUCACCAUGUACAUCAGCAUCCUCUUCUUUGGCCUCAUCAGCAUCGACCGCUGCAGGAAGACCCUCCAGCCCUUCAAGGGGACCAACGCGGCCCGUCUGGCCCACAGGAAGCUGCUCUCUGUGGCUAUCUGGGGCUCCCUGCUGGCCCUCUCCCUGCCCAACAUGGUCCUGACCAGCCGCAACCCCACCUCGGCCUACUUCAAGUGCAGUGAUCUGAAGACACCGGCUGGGCUGCGUUGGCACGAGGUGGUCAACCAUGUGUGUCAGUUCAUCUUCUGGGGCAACCUGGUGACAGUGAUAGUGUGUUACGCCCUCAUCACCAAAGAGCUGUAUAGUUCCUAUACCCGCACCAAGGCUGGUACUGGGCAGCGCCAACCCCGGAGGAGGAGUGUGAGUUCAAAUGUCUUCCUGGUGCUGGCUGUGUUCUUUGUGUGCUUCGUGCCGUUCCACUUCUCCCGCGUGCCAUACACCAUGAGCCAGACCAGGGGACGCCUGUUUGACUGCAACCUCAAGCUGUUCUUCUUCCAGCUGAAGGAGAGUACACUCUGGCUGUCCUCCCUCAACUCCCUCCUGGACCCUCUCAUCUACUUCUUCCUCUGUAAGUCCUUCAGGACCACCCUGUUCAAGAUGCUCCGUCUCCCACCUGGGACCUGUAGCUGGCUCACUGGGAUGGGGGUGGACCCCAACACAGGCAGUACCCCCCUGGGAGACUCCUCUGCCUGUAUGUAGCGAACUAAAACUCUUCUGGAGGACUUCUAUGUAUUGUGGUCUGAUGAAUGUUUCGCAGAGGAUCAUACUGCCCUCUCCUGGAAGGUUGAUGGAACUGAACUGUGUGUUGAUUGAAGCUCUGUCUGGGCAAUGGGAAGAAUUAAUGGAACCUUCCAAUGAGCGAGUAGAGUAGGAACUCUGCAAA